AGCGCCGACGCGAGUUUAUGCAUGCAUGCCAUGCCUGCCAUGCCUGCCAUGGCGGGUCAGGAGCUGCGCAAGUCACAAGUGCGACGGUCAUCGCGGCAGCGACCUGAGAAGAGUGCAGUGACUGGUGACUCUUGGCUAGCACUCUCCUCUCAGCCCAUCUUUUCACCACAACCCUCCUCCUCUUCAUCACCAUCCAAAUCGGGACACAACCUUGGCUUGCUGGUUCCAAAUCUAGUUCCACACACCACCGCAUUGAGCAUACUCACAAGCGCUCAUCUCAACAGGUUUCUGCCUCAGCAUUGCUUCACCUCGGUCAAAAUGCCAUUGUUCAAAAAGUCUUCAAGCAACAAGAUCCCACCUCCCCCCGAGGUGGACCCCGUGAAUGGGCCGUUUAAAGGUGGAUACUAUGGCGCACCGCCAGGCUCUGCUGGAGGAGCUGCGGGUGGUGCUGGAUAUCCAGGAGGUCCCCCUCAACCUGGCGGACCGGGUGCACCUGCAGGCCGAUAUGGUGGACCUCAGCCUGGUGGAUACGGAGGAGCAGCAGGCUACAAUCAGGGCGGUGCAGGCGUAGCAGGGUACGGUAGAGACGCCUAUGCCCCACCUCAAGACAGAUUCGCAGGUGCUCGUGCACCCAGCUCUAAUCUUGGUUCAGACUUUGACCGCAUGUACGGCUCGAAUCGCAAUCAAGCGCACUCUGGAGCAAGAAGUGGAGCAGGACGAGAUGAUGCGAGCGAAUUGGAAGCUGAGUAUGGCGCUGGUUCGGGUGGAUAUCAGCAACAAGAGUAUCAGGAAGAAGCUCGACAGAGGACUGCUGAAGAGGAGGAAGAGGAGGAAGUGGAAGCGGUCAAGCAACAGAUGAGAUUCACAAAGCAAGAAUCUCUCAGCUCGACAAGGAACGCACUCAGGAUUGCGCGCGAGGCAGAAGAGACUGCUUCGGGGACCAUUUUGCGACUUGGACAGCAGAGCGACCAAAUUGCCAACACGGAGCGUCAUCUCGACAUGGCCAAGGCUCACUCUUCCAGAGCAGACGACAAUGCCAAAGAGAUGAUGCGCCUCAACCGCUCCAUUUUCAGGCCCAAUGUUGGCUUCAACAAGGAAGCCAAGCGAAAUGCCGAAGAAGCUCGCAUCCUGAACAGGCACAUUGAAGAGCGAGAAGAACGCGAGGCGACGCGUGCCGAAGCGUUGCGCGCACAGAAUCGCAUGGAUCAAUCUUUGGGCGGUCCGGGUUCUGGCAGAUUUGGCAAAUUCGCCGCGGACAGAUUCGGGGGUGGAAAGAGCGCUGCGUCCAGGGAAGAAGAAGCCAAGAAGAACAAGUUGGCUCAAAGGAGCAGGUACCAAUUCGAAGCUACGGGUAGUGAUGACGAGCUGGAGGAUGAGCUGGACAAUAACCUGGACGAGAUUGGUCAGCUUUCUGGAAGAUUGAACCAGCUCGGUCGUGCGAUGGGAACGGAAAUCGAUGAUCAGAACUCGCGCAUUCGUAGACUGGGCGACAAGACUAGCGCGCUCGACACCAAGGUCUUCAACAGCACCCAGCGUCUCGAUCGCAUCAAGUGAUCCCAUACAUUCCGACCACUUUCCAUCAUUCGGACUUGCGCUGUACAUAUGCCGACUUGGCAACUUUUCCUUUCAUAAUGACAUCUUCUCGACGCGC
Messenger RNA from Ceraceosorus guamensis, 1651 nucleotides. RefSeq lists its product as hypothetical. The record is from RefSeq and is a predicted model, not a curated record. Bases 31 to 1554 code for a protein of 507 amino acids. Gene Ontology annotation, molecular function: SNAP receptor activity; syntaxin binding. The transcript is spliced from 4 exons. Gene Ontology annotation, biological process: exocytosis; vesicle fusion. NCBI's taxonomy places the organism in Eukaryota, Fungi, Basidiomycota, Exobasidiomycetes, Ceraceosorales, Ceraceosoraceae. Gene Ontology annotation, cellular component: SNARE complex; plasma membrane.